UAUUGGUUCAUGAAGUGACCCAAACAGCCAAUCAGAGCGGCCCUUUCUAACAUGCAGAAAAAACUGAAGUUGUUGUCCUAUUUCCUCAACCGACAAUGUCUGAGGACGCAGCCAUGGAGAGUUCGUCGGUGUACAUGUGCUUCCCCUGCUACCAGGAGUUUAACACUCUGGAGGAGGUACUCGAGCACCAGUUGACUUGCACUGCUGAGGAUGAACAGGCCGACGCAUCUGCAGCCACCACCUCUGUCACUGUUCCAGUGCUACAGGCUCAGCAACAGGUAAUUAAUAUAGCAAGGACGCUCGCAGUCCCACAAAUUCAAGUCCAAGCAGAAUAUUCCACUGUGGAGCCAGCUAAGAGUCCACACAACGAGGCAGCAGUCGGUGAAACAGUGACAUCGGACCAGCCCAGAAUUCUCUACCAGUGUGGAGACUGCGAUGAACUUUUCAAGACCCUGGACCUUUGGCAGCAACACCGCAAAGAAGAGACAUGUCAGCAGUCUGACUCUGGGAGCAAGUCAAAACCUGAUUCACACCCUGAGACCGAGACUGUUUCAGCACAGAGCCCCAAUCCAACUUUAAAUCCAGAUGAGUCUUCUCUCUUGAUGAGUGAAAUCAGCCAAAAUUUGGAGCCACAACCAGUAGAGAACCCUGUAGUGGAGGAAGAGAGGGAGCAGGUUGCAGAGACCUCCUCUGAUCCUCCUGUUUCUGAGGUGGCCACUUCGACCACUAACCAAGAUGAUUCGUCUCCCAGGAGGAGAGGGGCAAACAAGAAGCCUAAGCCUGAACCAGUACUCCUGUGUGUGGACUGUGGCUCAUGCUUUGGCCUGGUGUCCGAACUUGUGGCCCACCGCAGGACGCAACACGGCUUUGAAGAAGCUCUCCAUCGCUGCUCCGUGUGUGGGGAAAGCUUUCUAAACACUACCCUUUUUCUCUACCACCGCAAGCAACACCGGCAGAAAGGCGAGGAAAGGAUGGUGGCGGUUCCUGAAGAGGCAUCAGAGGAAGUUUGUGCUCAAAGCAAUGGAACUGAUGAGCAGGAGCAGGAUGCCACUCCCUCAAACACUACGGUAACCUCCAGUUUCACUCAGCCCGAGUUGUUCAUGUGCAUCCAGUGUGGGCAGAGCUUUAGUGACGAGGGAGGGCUGGUCAACCAUCGUAAGCAGAAGCACGACCUGAAGGAACCACUACACAGCUGCUCCUAUUGUGGAGAGAGCUUCAUGAAUACCACCCAGUACCUGUACCAUCGCCGGCAGCACCGCUUCACAUCAGAGACAUCAGAGGUGGCAGAUGGAGCUGAAAUCGGGGAUGAAACAGCCAGUAAAUCUCAGGAUAGCCCACAGAGUUCAAAGCGGCUGCUUUCCCCGCCUGCCUCCACCAGUGAAUCAGGCUCGCCCCUUCCUAAGAGAAUCAGGCCCUCUUUCAGGAUCCUGAGCGGUGGUAAUGCACUUAAAGGAAACAAGAGUUCAGGCACCAAAGAGGAAUCAGAGGGCAGCGCUGCAGCUGACUCAGACAACACCAACCACCCUCCACCUGCCAAGCUCCUGCAGGACUGGGCACGCACACCGCUACCACAUGUUUGCCCGUACUGUGGCAAAACCUUCACACGCCGCGUCUUCCUCCGCACCCAUGUCUACAGCCACACUGGAGAAAAGCUAUUCACGUGCAAGGUGUGCUCAAAGUCCUUCACUAACUCCCAGAGCCUGCUGCGCCACAGCAUGAGCCACACAGGCAACAAGCCCUUCAGCUGCGAUGUUUGCGGCAAAAACUUUUCCCAGGCAGCCACCCUGAAGAGACACCAACGCAUUCACGCCUCAUCACUGCCUCGGCGCAGGCGUGGACGCAGACCGGUUUGUACUCUGGACAGUGAUGGCACUGCGCAUCUUCUCGCUUGUCCUCACUGCCCAUCACGGUUCAACACGGAGGAACAGCUAAACCAUCACAAACUGCUCCACACCAGCCAUCCGUUCCCUUGCCCCGAUUGUGGAGAAGCCUUCCAACGCAGGAGAGACCUGGACCUGCACUCGCUCACUCACCAAGACAAGCAGCCGGCGACUUGUCUUCACUGUUCAUCCCAGUUUGUGAACCAGGCGGUGCUGGAAAUCCACAUGCAGCGCUGCCCUAUCACAGAGGAGGAGAGGAAUACGGGUCGUGGACGUGGCCAGGGCCGGGGACGAAGCACAGGACAGGUUAUUGAGUGUGACCUAUGUGGCCACCGUUGCAUGACCCAAGAGGGCCUUGACCUCCAUCGGCUAUCCCACACGGGCCAGACACCCCUCAAAUGCCCAGUGAGGCCUUGCCGCCGCCGAUUUACCUCCAACAGUGCCCUGGAGGAGCAUGUGCUGGCUCAUUUCCAAGGAACGCUCAGCAAGUCCAAAAACCGACCCCGCUUCCGCUGUCAAAUUUGCCACAAGGAAUUUGCCUACAAUUCCACCUUCAGUGUUCACAUGAGGACACAUACUGAUGAGAGGCCCUUUGAGUGUGCCACAUGUGGCAAGCGCUUCCGCCAGCUGCCCCAUCUGCAGGACCAUGAGCGCAUCCACAGCGGCCUGCGGCCUUUCUGCUGCUGGAUUUGUGGAAAGAGUUUCAGCGUGGCUGCCCGGCUCACUGAGCAUGCCCGGACCCACAGCGGGGAGAAGCCCUACUCCUGUUCCCACUGCCCCGCUGCUUUCCGCUCUCGCUCCAACCUGGAUAAACACAUCCGGCUACACGGAGACCUGCCUCUGGAUGCAGCUGAGCAGGCAGUGCAUGAGGCCGCCGAGGUCCAGAAAGUGUUAGAAGGAGCCAAGGUGCUGUCUUCUCUGCCCACCUCGGGGGAGGUUGAGACUGCCUCAGUGCAGACCAUCUAUGUACUGCAGGGGGGCGAAGGAGGCACUGAGACUGUCAUGAUCCCGUCUGAUCAGCUCAGCGGCAUGGAUGGCACCUCACAGGUCGUCAUCCUGCCCUCCUCCGUUCUGGAAGCUCAGGGCAUUACUGUUCCCACGAUCACCAUGGAUGGAAAUGAAAUCACCAUGGUGGAGACGAGCCAGUCACCACAGCACGCCAUUGAAUUUAUUGUAGAGGAGACUGUAUGAAGGUAGAAAAACUAACUGAAAUUAUAGAUAAAGCUUAAUGUUUGAUAAUUAAAGGAUUGCAAGGUAUAUGUAUAUAGUUUGAUAGGUUUCUAAGCCAGUUAAGGCGGCAUCCUGUGUAGCAAUACAAUUUUUUUUUUUUCUUGAGCAGAAAUGUAUAAUUUAAAAAUGUUGACGGUGUUAAACUAACAAAUUGGUUGAUACACAGAAUGUACCUUAAAUUAGUCUCUUAAACUGAUUGAAAAACAGCUUGUAAAAUUGACCUCCGAUUGUAUACAGACGUGUAUUUACAGCCCUUUAGAGGGGAAGACCAGUGGUGGCCCAUGAAAUGUCUUCUGCUUUCUUUAUAAUAAAACGCUUCAGCUUUCA
This is a messenger RNA of Larimichthys crocea (large yellow croaker), 3437 nucleotides long. RefSeq names its product zinc finger protein 574 (gene znf574). The coding region runs from base 96 to 3071 and encodes 991 amino acids. The record is from RefSeq and is a predicted model, not a curated record. NCBI's taxonomy places the organism in Eukaryota, Metazoa, Chordata, Actinopteri, Sciaenidae. The transcript has 10 exons.